Rotaria socialis is the source of this 858-nucleotide messenger RNA. The record is from the annotation of a GenBank genome assembly. Lineage: Eukaryota; Metazoa; Rotifera; Eurotatoria; Philodinida; Philodinidae.
AUGACCGCUAUUUCAACUUCAACAAUUCUCUCUCGAAACAGAAGUGAACUUAGAAGCUUAUGUUAUGAACUUCAGGAUUAUGUUACGAUGCGAAAGUAUAUGGUCGCUGCCGAAGUAACUGAAUCUUCCGAUGAUGUUACAAAAUGGUUUGAAAGACAGCAGAAUCCGGAUAUGGGUAGACAUUACACGAGAAUUCUACAAAAUAUCCGGUCAUCAAAAGAAAGAAUAAUGGCGUAUCUGAAUGAAGUCGAUAUUCGUCUAGAAACCUUAGUGAAGAGUCUGAAUGAAUUGUAUGAUGAUCAUGUCAUUGAGCUCAGUCGUCGAGCAGAAAUACGAACAUAUCUUGACAGUGUCAGACGUACGUUGGACACCUAUGAAGUGACAAAGACGAUUGAUCUAUCCGGCUAUUAUCCAACUUACUAUCUUAAUUUUUACUUGGCAACAUGGAUUACACCACCGUAUUAUCUAAUUGCAACACCAUUGUUCAAAGGUACAACAACUAAAAACGUUCGUUUCGAUACUCAGCCGGAUUACAGAGUGGAAAAUUACAAUAAACAACUAUACCAAACUGGUUCCGGCAUUGAAACACCAACACAAAUCAAUUACGAAUCUGACUAUGUGCCAUCCUUGAGCGUUGCUAUCAGAUUUCACUGUGCCGCCAAACGGGGCUACGGCUUAAUUCCACGAGAAGAUGUCAACAACGAUAAUUAUGUUCAUCGAACUGCUGGUAACAAUAACUAUCAGAGUAGAUGCUUGCGAAACGUUAAUCAUGAUACGAAGGUCAGAGUUAAUGUUGUGCAAGAUGGAAAAGACUGUGACACUGUCUAUAUAACAUGGUCAGACAAUGGCAGUACAUAA